Molecule: messenger RNA, 1184 nt
Organism: Macadamia integrifolia
Lineage: Eukaryota; Viridiplantae; Streptophyta; Magnoliopsida; Proteales; Proteaceae
Product: wall-associated receptor kinase 3-like
Exons: 2
Coding region: 72-1184 (370 amino acids)
Cellular component (GO): membrane
Molecular function (GO): calcium ion binding; polysaccharide binding; protein serine/threonine kinase activity
Source: RefSeq, a predicted model, not a curated record
GUUGCUCCUUCAGUUAUUGAAUUGAUAGAUCGCCAAAAACAAAACAUCCAAGAGCCAUAAGUGUAGUAGCCAUGGUUCUGAUGAAUAAUCUUCUGAUCAUACUUGUUAGUCUUUUUACCUUAGCUUCAGUAUCCACUGCGCUUCGACCACCACCACUAGUCCUGCCUGGUUGCCCAGAGAAAUGCGGAAAUGUUAGUAUUCCCUACCCAUUUGGGAUAAAAGAAGGAUGCUUCAGAAAUCCUGAUUAUAAUAUUACAUGCGAGAACGGCAUCACCAUCUUCAACUCCUAUGCCAAGAGUUCAGAUUAUUUUAACCGUCGGGUUCGUGAGAUCAUAUUACCGAAAGCCGAUCUGGUAGUGGAGGGUGAAAAUUAUGCUUUUGAAUGCUUCGAUGACAGUGGAGAGAGAAUAAACGGGGAAACCUACCGUUAUUUUCUUGGAAAAUAUACGCCGUUCACGAUCUCAGCCAAUCGCAACAAGCUAAUAGCCAUCGGAUGCGACACCAUUGCGUACUUAGAUUCAAAUUAUUUCGGAGCGAUUAAUUUUACAAGUGGAUGCAUAUCUCUGUGUGAUAGCGUGCGUAGUGUGAGAAAUGGGUCUUGCGAUGGAACUGGUUGUUGCCAGGCCUCAAUUCCUUCACGCGUCAAAGGUUUCUACCUCGAUCUUGAUAGUCAAUAUAAUCACACUAGGGAUAACAACUCCAAUCCAUGCGGCUUUGCUUUCUUGGGCGAACCAAGUGGUUUCACUUUUGAUAAAUCAGAUCUUUCGGCUCUGAGCUACAAAAGAUCAAAGAUUCCAAUGGUGUUGGAUUGGGCAAUUGGGAAUCAGACAUGUGAAGAAGCACUUCAAAAUAAAACAUCUUAUGCUUGUGGUCCUAAUAGCUAUUGCUUUAAUUCAAAAAAUGUAGCUGGCUACCUGUGCAAGUGUAACGACGGUUUUGAAGGCAACCCUUAUCUCCCCAAAAUUGGAUGCCAAGACAUUGAUGAAUGUGAGAAGGGAGGCAACAAUCAUUGCCACAUGAGUGGUAUUUGCAAUAACACCAAUGGCGGUUAUAAUUGCUUCUGUCCAAAAGGCUACAGUGGGGAUGGCUGGGUAAACGGGACUGGUUGUGCCAAAAUGCCGGAUACUCACAUAAACAUUAUUACAGGUAUCACUACUGUCCACAGCUCAUUCACAUGUCAGUAA